AUGGCGCAUGCUCCAGAAACGCCAGAGGCGCGACUUGAACCGUCCGAGGCGCAAUUGGAAGCGCCUGCAACGUCCGAUAUCGAAGCUCUCGAGCUCUUUCGUCGCUCACCGCACCCUUACCACCGGCGCCAGCACGAGCUGCGCAACGCUCAGCCAUCUUCUGAGUCGUCAAGCAACGACCUGUCACGAACAACCGGGCCGACAUCACAAGGCACAGUAUCAGAUGAGGAUGAUAGGAGAAGGCAGAGAAUAUCUCAGUCGCCAAGCGAGAGCGGAACAGAGGCUGACGACGAGGGCUACGGUUUUGUCAAGGCACUGCCAGCACCACCGUUGAGGCCGCGUAAAGGACUGCGUGACGGGCGAGGCUCAGGGCUAGCAGGCGAUGCAACACCCUUGUUGACCCCAUCGCUGGUGGAUGAGGAAGGGCGCAAGCUCUCAGAGCAGUACUUUCGGCCAAGGAAAGAGGGGUCACGGACAGGAGAGCCUUCGCCAACCGAUGACGAAGCAAAAGCAGCGCGGCAAAAGUACUUGAAGAGACGGCGCAAUGAGGUCGUGAGGAGGACCACUGAGACGGCAUUGCUUGGGGUGAUUGGCAUCUUGGCCGUCGGCGGGUGCAAUUGCUGGGAGAAGCUGUUGCAAUGGCACAGAGUAGAUCUAUUUACUCACGUCUUCGUAACGGCCGGCGUCCUAGCUCUAUAUCCAGUUCGACUUUUGUACCACUCGUGGCGGAAACAGCCUCCUUCGAACCUUCGUUUCCGACAGCGCAUACGCAUACCAGCCGCUUUCGAUCCAGCUCCAAUAUUAUACCCCGCUGUAUUACCAGUCUUGAUUUCUAUCUCUCUAUUUUCGACUUUGCCAAGGGCGUUAUUGCCCAACAUUCUUCUCGGGCUAGCAGCAUUACCGCACCAGUUGAUACCUUACGGAACCUCGUCAGUGGGCUAUUCGAGUCUUCAUUGGUUCGUCUCGAUACUUCCUCUGAUUGCCUCCGAGAACACGGAGUUCCCUUCUAAGUUUCUGGCAUCGACACCAUAUAAGCUUGAUCUGCCACCACCAGAACAUGGAUUGCAUCCUGAGUUGCUAGUCUGCCUUUUCCCACUGCAUCAGGCACUUUUACCACCAUUGCAUUACCUUACAACCACAAGUCUUCUCCCUGCAGAACUACACCUUCUCUCUAUCGGAUUGAUUGACUUUCUUCUGUUUGCGGACUCUCCUCAGGGUGGUAUACUGAGAACUAUGCUUUGGAUUGGAGGUGUCAGCCUCUUUGUGCUUUGCGGAAAAGUUCUCAAAUGGGGAGUAGCCCUGGCGCGAAUCCCACGGUGGAGAUUUCGACGCGCGGGUCGGGUCAUCCAGGCACAACAAUCGUUUCUGCAAGUGCUCAACAAAAGCCUUCGUUCACACAGCGCCACUCGAGCAACGUCUGACAGUGAUGCUGAUGAGGAAGACCCCUUGUUUCAGGAUACUCUGACAAAGACUAAGAGCUUGAAGUUAGACAUUUUAAAUGCUAUGAGAAACAACACCGCAAACCCGAACGGACUUGAACCCCGAUCCGCUGUAGAACCGAACCAAACAGGUUACCAAGAACAGGUUGGGCAGCUGAGGUCGCCCCCACCUGCAUCAGCUUCCCGAAGACGCAACACAGUUGCCAGUCUUCCCAUGCAGAAUACUAUACUACCAAACGGACAUCGGCAAAGUCGACGUACGAAAUCUAUAGCCCAGCAUUUCCUCACUCUCACCCCCACACAAGCUCUCUACCGAAAGUGGCUCUAUGCCGCAUACUUUUACUUCGUUGUAGCAGCCCUCAUCCUCGGCCCAGUCCGCUACACCAUCGGAAAGUAUGCCCUACACAACCACGAACCGUUCGGCUGGGCACUCGGCUACCUCUUCGGCAACAUCCGACGCCUCCGCUUCGAAGUCUUCAACUGGGACCUAGGCUGGUGGAUCGCGCUACCUCCCCUCUUCGACGCCGACGACCCGCAAUGGACUCAACAUGUCCCCCUCGCUGAAACCCUCCGUCAAACCAUCCUCGGACCCGCAAACGUCCGCCUCCUCCUCUGCGCCUACUGCGUCAGCGUUAUCCUAGGAGGAUUGGUCGUCGUCUUCCGCCUUACCUCUGUCGUCGAAGUCGACACCCGCCGCAAAGUCUUCCACGGCAUGAUGGUGCUCAUGCUCCUGCCCACCAUCUUCAUCGACCCGUGCUUCGUGGCCCUCGCGCUCGCGCUUGUCCUCGCUAUCUUCCUCCUCCUCGACCUUAUCCGCGCGAGCCAGCUCCCGCCUCUCAGCGGCCCGAUUGCCACGUUCCUCACGCCAUAUGUGGAUGGGCGCGAUUUACGUGGCCCUGUGGUGGUUAGUCACAUAUUCCUGCUGAUUGGGUGUGCGAUUCCGCUGUGGUUGAGUCUUGCGGGGGUGGAGAGGAGGGGAGAGGAGCCGUGGCAAGGGUGGGAAGUGGAGAGGAGGGAUCUUAGUAUGGUUUCUGGUGUGGUGUGCGUGGGAAUGGGGGAUGCCGCUGCCUCUUUGAUCGGAAGACGCUACGGAAGACGAAAAUGGCCCUGGGCGGGUGGGAAGUCGCUCGAGGGCAGUUUGGCCUUUGCGGUUGCGGUUACGGUCGGCCUAGUUCUUGGGAAAGUGUGGCUUAUUGUUGGAUGGGGCCCUCAAUCGGAGAGGACAUUUGUAGAGUGGGGCUUGGAAGGUGUUAAAAUGGUGAUAAAAGCAGCUGUUUGUGCUGCGGGAGCGAGUCUGGAGGAGGCGGUGUUGACAGGAGGGAACGACAAUGUUGUCGUGCCCGUGGUGUUGUGGGUGCUUGUCAGAGGGGUCGGGUUAUAG
Molecule: messenger RNA, 2820 nt
Organism: Didymosphaeria variabile
Lineage: Eukaryota; Fungi; Ascomycota; Dothideomycetes; Pleosporales; Didymosphaeriaceae
Gene: SEC59
Product: dolichol kinase
Exons: 2
Coding region: 1-2820 (939 amino acids)
Biological process (GO): dolichyl monophosphate biosynthetic process
Cellular component (GO): endoplasmic reticulum membrane
Molecular function (GO): dolichol kinase activity
Source: RefSeq, a predicted model, not a curated record